AAAUGUUCACAGUAUCUUUUCAAGUAAAAGUAGCGAUGCUACAAACGACAAACCAACAUCCGUAAAUGCAUUUUUUGAUCAUCUUAGUAAUAUAAAAGAUCCUAUUCAAUUUAUAAAAGUGCUCGAAACUUUUGGAAGGUUGAAACAGCUGACAUUUGUACGGGAAGAGUUAAGACUUCAACCAAGUCAGCAUAAAUUAGUUGCUCGGGAACAUCAAGAACUUUUAAUAAACUUAUAUCGUCAAUUAUUUGGAUUAAGUAAAUAUUACAAUAUAGAGAAUGACCUAACUGCUUCAGAGGUUAUUAAUUCGCUCUUGCAACAAUUCAUUCCUGAUGAGCUUCUUGAUCAACUUCAGAGUCAUUUACCAUCUCCAGAUGACAUAAUUGCUCCACGAAAACAAAGUUAUCAUGAACUUUUUAAUGCACGUAUUUACGAUGUUGGCACUUCACGAAGAGAUUAUAUUGCAUUAACUGGUUGUAUUCUGUGGGCUCCAUUAUGGUUUUGGUCAUUUUUGCGAC
Messenger RNA from Dentiscutata heterogama, 518 nucleotides. The record is from the annotation of a GenBank genome assembly. NCBI's taxonomy places the organism in Eukaryota, Fungi, Glomeromycota, Glomeromycetes, Diversisporales, Gigasporaceae.